GCUACAUCGUCCCGGAGUACUUCCGUUGGCCCGGUGACCUCUCCCCGAAGCUGGGCCUGAAGUUCACUGACAUCCCCAACGGCCUUGCUGCGCUGACCAAGGUUCCUGGCCAGGGAUGGGCUCAGAUUGUUGCUUUCCUGGGAUGCUACGAGCUGUUUGUCAACAAGCCCGUGGGUGAUGAGCCCGGCAAUUACGGCAAGGGCAACCUGGGCCUGGGCUUCCUGGGCCCCGUGACAAACCCCGAGGCACGAACUAAGAAGCUGUCGGCGGAGUUGGCAAAUGGUCGCUUGGCCAUGAUGGCCAUCAUCGGAAUGCUGUUCCAGGAUGGAUUGACAGGCUCCGCGUGGGGGGACUGGGCACUGUAUACGGACUCUCCCCUUCGCAGUGGACUGAUGAGCCCUGGCUACAACACUCUGCCCGAGUGGGAGAAGCCCAACACGGGCUUCCAAGGCCUGACUGGUGACCAA
Symbiodinium pilosum is the source of this 467-nucleotide messenger RNA. The record is from the annotation of a GenBank genome assembly. Lineage: Eukaryota; Dinophyceae; Suessiales; Symbiodiniaceae.